Molecule: messenger RNA, 1505 nt
Organism: Ruditapes philippinarum (Manila clam)
Lineage: Eukaryota; Metazoa; Mollusca; Bivalvia; Venerida; Veneridae
Exons: 3
Coding region: 96-917 (273 amino acids)
Source: RefSeq, a predicted model, not a curated record
AAUGUCAUGUUAUCAAUUUAAUGAAAGUCAUAAAGUGCGAAUGAUUACGAGGACUAUCGUUAUUUACAAAUUUGGGGUUUAACUACAAUUUCAAAAUGCUUGCAAUUAUACUUAUUCUCAAUCUUUUCGUCGUAUUUGUUAAUUCAAACAACGAAAAACGUUUAGUUCUUCACAGUGAAUUUGAUAUAGCGCAGGAAUUUGCCAAUGUAAAUAAUAAGAUUGUUAAUUUAACGACAGUAAUUGCGGAAAAGGAGAAAGAAAUUAUAAGCGUGAAUGCAAAGCUCAAUGAAUUGACUGCUGCAAAGGAUAAAGAAAUUGAAGCGUUGAAGAAAGCUUUUGAAGAGAAUAAAGGCUGUGGUUCAACAUAUGUACGAUGGGGACGAACAACAUGUGCUACUAACGGUACUGAACUCGUUUAUUCAGGCUUCAUGGCUAGCUCGAGUCACGGUACCACUGGGGGUGGAUCUAAUUACCUGUGUAUAUCACCUGAUCCACAAUGGAGCUACUACGACGAGUCGAUAGAAAGUCUUGCCAAAUUAAAAGGAGUUGAGUAUCAGUUCUAUGCCCAUUAUGCAGAUGGCGCUGCUAAAUUCUUCGGUCAUAAUGUAUUAGAUGAUGACGCCACCUGUGCGGUUUGUCACUGUCGCCGGGGUUCAAGUUUGAUGAUACCUGGCAGGACAGACUGUUACAAUGGAUGGACCAAAGAAUACAGCGGAUAUCUUGUCAGUGAGUACGAUAAUUAUGCCCAUGAAUCAGAGUUUAUUUGUUUGGAUGACAGACCGGAGUCGGUUGUUGGAGGGCACGAUAAUGAUGAUGAGAGUGUUUUGUACUUUGUUGAAGCCUCAUGUGGCAAAAGCUUGGAAUGUCCACCAUAUAUCAAUGGCAGAGAAAUAACUUGUGUAGUAUGUACAAAAUAAAAUUUGAAAAAUGAAAGUUUGUUACUACAUGUAUUUUGUGACCUACACAGGGUUUUAUGCAAAAAUAAUUUACUGCGGCUUGGGCACAGCAAACAUAUUACUUAAAUUGAUGAACUUGAUAAUGCGAUUUUCGGCUUAACGUCCCGGCAGAUACAAUUAUACCAGCGGCCACACGGACACAUACACAAAACACUUAUCCUAAACUAUGUCGUCAGUAAUAGUAGGCGUAGUUCUGUUUGUCCUGACUAGCCAGAGAUCGAGGUCAUUAAUUAUGAAACUACAGAUAAACCGAUGACAUUUUGUACUGGUUUUACUGCCUAGUCGGGUCAGUUGGAACAUGAUUGCAGCUAGCCAGAGCAGUCGGAACAGCCAGAUUUGGCAAGAAUGUCUUCGCAUGUCUGGCUUACUUCACAAACAUUUACACGUUCUAACGUUCUAAUAAAAAAGUGAAAAAUACAAAAUAACAGAAUCAUCAUCGUGACCCAGUUCAAAUUUCUUACAGCUAAUUAUAUUUAUUGUAAGAUAUCGCUGUUAAUGUACGAUAAUUAUACGUUCUGUAUAAACGGUAUUAAAUAAAUGAUAUAAGAA